This is a messenger RNA of Jaculus jaculus (lesser Egyptian jerboa), 2621 nucleotides long. RefSeq names its product methyltransferase 14, N6-adenosine-methyltransferase subunit (gene Mettl14). The coding region runs from base 415 to 1530 and encodes 371 amino acids. The record is from RefSeq and is a predicted model, not a curated record. The transcript has 11 exons. Gene Ontology annotation, molecular function: mRNA binding. Gene Ontology annotation, cellular component: nucleus; RNA N6-methyladenosine methyltransferase complex. NCBI's taxonomy places the organism in Eukaryota, Metazoa, Chordata, Mammalia, Rodentia, Dipodidae.
CCUCCUUCCCCGGUGUUUGCUUUGCUUUCUCCACUUGCGAGGUCUUCUUGGUUUGGAGACCUUGAUUCCGGAGUCACCUCACUUCCCUGCUCCCGGCUGUGAUCAUUGUGCUGGGACUGCGCAGUCUCAAGGACUCCCGCCGCAUUUCCUGCACUUGUCUACAGUGCUGGGAUUACCCAGCCUUGGGCAUUUGUAAAUACCUUCUUGCAGAUCACGCAAGGAUAGUUGGGAGCUGAAAGUGCUGACAGCAUUGGUGCUGUGCUAAAUAGCAAAGAUGAGCAGAGAGAAAUUGCUGAAACAAGAGAAACUUGUAGGGCUUCCUAUGAUACUUCUGCUCCAAAUGCAAAACGUAAAUAUCUGGAUGAGGGAGAGGCUGAUGAAGACAAAGUAGAAGAAUAUAAGGAUGAACUAGAAAUGCAGCAGGAGGAAGAAAAUUUGCCAUAUGAAGAGGAGAUUUACAAAGAUUCCAGUACUUUUCUUAAGGGAACACAGAGCUUAAAUCCCCAUAAUGAUUAUUGCCAGCAUUUUGUCGACACUGGACAUAGACCUCAGAAUUUCAUCAGGGAUGUAGGUUUAGCUGACAGAUUUGAAGAAUAUCCUAAACUUAGGGAGCUCAUCAGGCUAAAGGAUGAAUUAAUAGCUAAAUCUAACACUCCUCCUAUGUACUUACAAGCAGACAUAGAAGCCUUUGAUAUCAGAGAACUCACACCCAAAUUUGAUGUGAUUCUUUUGGAACCUCCUUUAGAAGAGUAUUACCGAGAGACUGGCAUCACUGCUAAUGAGAAAUGCUGGACCUGGGAUGAUAUUAUGAAGCUAGAAAUUGAUGAGAUUGCUGCACCCCGAUCAUUUAUAUUUCUCUGGUGUGGAUCUGGAGAGGGCUUGGACCUUGGAAGAGUGUGUUUACGCAAGUGGGGUUAUAGAAGAUGUGAAGAUAUUUGUUGGAUUAAAACCAAUAAAAAUAAUCCUGGAAAGACCAAGACUCUAGAUCCAAAGGCUGUUUUUCAGAGAACAAAGGAACACUGCCUUAUGGGAAUCAAAGGAACUGUGAAGCGAAGCACAGAUGGGGACUUUAUUCAUGCUAAUGUUGACAUUGACUUGAUUAUCACAGAAGAACCUGAAAUUGGCAAUAUAGAAAAACCAGUAGAAAUUUUCCACAUAAUUGAGCAUUUUUGUCUUGGUAGAAGACGCCUUCAUCUAUUUGGAAGAGAUAGUACAAUUCGGCCAGGCUGGCUUACAGUGGGACCAACACUCACAAACAGCAACUACAAUGCAGAAACGUAUGCGUCCUAUUUCAGCACCCCUAAUUCUUACUUGACUGGCUGUACAGAAGAAAUUGAGAGACUUAGGCCCAAGUCACCUCCGCCCAAAUCUAAGUCUGAUCGUGGCGGUGGAGCUCCCAGAGGUGGAGGGAGAGGAGGCACUUCUGCUGGUCGUGGUCGGGAAAGAAAUCGCUCUAACUUCCGAGGAGAAAGAGGUGGCUUUAGGGGGGGAAGAGGAGGAACACACAGAGGAGGCUUUCCACCUCGGUGACUUUUAAAGACAACCAUCCUUUUAACACCCCUCAAUUUAUUGUGGAGUCUUCAGAACUCUCCUGCAGCCUACACUUGCUUCAGGUUCUCACUCUGUGAGAAGUAUUCUAGGCAUUUUCCCUUGUAGCUGUCACCUAAACCAUGUAUUGUUUUGAGUACCAGUGGUCCAAUCUUCUACUGUGUGCAUGUAGCUGAGCAGAAUGGAAUAGCACACGUAGCAUCACCUUCAAAUUGACUAUUUGGAGUUCAACCAAGGCUUUGCUUUCUAGAAGUAGCUGAACAAGAUCUUUGGGAUAUUUCAUCCUGGCCACACUGCUGCCAUAGCAAAUGGGAAACUUGGGAAGCUUCAAUAGGAUGGAAUUGGGACAGAUGGUAGGUUUCUCGCAAGGUUUUAACAUUUUCUUGUUGAAACACUGAAAAGUAGGCUUUCUUCCUUUAAAAUGUCUUAAACACAACUUCAAAUGUAAUUUUACUACUAGAGACUUGGAGACACUGAACAAAAUCACCUUCAGGUCUGAACCUGAGAGAGAUGGAGUUGCCAGGGGCUAGGGAAAGAAGAGGUAGAACAUGGUGGAUUCAACAACAAAACCAAAAGCUGAUCAUAUUAUGACUUGUGCAGCUACAUAUGAUUUAAUCAUGCUUCUUAGAAGUGAAAUAAUACAAAUAUUUUAAGUGUUAUAAUUCUGGUGUGGACUUGAACUUGGCUUAAUUCUCCUCAGCUAAUGAAAAUAAAGGUAACAGCAGACAUACCUGGUCCUUGGAGGUUUGGUUUAAACGUUUUUGGGGAAUAAAUACUUGGUGAUAAGGAUAUGACAUACAUCUGAAAACUUGUUACUGAAGUUCAUUUAAAAACAAUUAUAGAUAACCCUUAUCUUUGGGGUACAGCUUGGAAAAUAGAACCUCAGGUUACAUUCUCUUAAAACAUAAGGUGCAUCUGUUUAUAAGGGGCUGGUGGUGCAUAUCAGUUAGCUGUAUAAGACUUUGUGCUGUUGUUUGUAUCUUAACUCAUAUUUAAAUGAACUUACUGAAUGAAAUGUUGAUAAUAACUUUUUAUUUUGUUAUAAAUUUUCUAAUGAAACUUUAAACCUUUGA